UGGAUCGCAUGGCAUGCACCACUAGCUAUUCUUGGAAUUCCAAGUUUCAUCAUAUUUUUGGUCUUCAAAUGGAGGAGAAGGCAUUUAUCCAUGUAUAAUUCUAUUGAAGAAUUCUUGCAAAGCAACAAUAACCUCAUGCCUGUAAGAUAUUCUUACUCAAAAAUCAAGAAAAUGACCAAUGGUUUUAAGGAGAAAUUGGGUGAAGGAGGUUUUGGUCAAGUUUACAAAGCAAAGCUGCAGAGUGGUCGCCUUGCAGCAAUAAAGAUAUUGGGCAAAUCAAAAGCUACAGGGCAAGAUUUUUGCAACGAAGUUGCUACCAUUGGAAGAAUUCACCAUGUCAAUGUGGUAAAAAUGAUUGGCUUUUGUGCUGAAGGAUCAAAACGUGCCCUUGUGUAUGACUUCAUGCCUAAUGGUUCUCUUGAUAAACAUAUUUUCUCUACAGAAGACAAUAUUGCAACUUUGGGUUGGGAAGAUCUAUACAAGAUUUCUCUAGGAGUAGCUCGUGGAAUUGAGUAUUUACAUCGAGGUUGUGAUAUGCAAAUCUUGCAUUUUGAUAUCAAGCCUCACAACAUUCUUUUAGAUGAGAACUUCACUCCAAAAAUCUCUGAUUUUGGUCUUGCAAAAUUAUAUCCAACCAAAGGUAACACUGUGUCCUUGACUGCAGCAAGAGGAACUCUGGGAUAUAUGGCACCUGAACUGUUUUACAAGAACUUAGGAAGUGUCUCUUACAAAGCUGAUGUGUACAGUUAUGGAAUGUUAUUGAUGGAAAUGGCAAGCAAAAGAAAGAAUGUGAACCCAUUUGCAGAGCAUUCAAGUCAGAUCCACUUUCCUUCGUGGGCAUCAGAGCAAUUGAACAAAGGAAUGGAGCUAGAAAUAAGAGAAGCCACAGAAGAUCAAAAAAGAAUUGCAAAGAAAAUGAUCAUUAUAGCCUUGUGGUGCAUACAGAUGAAGCCAAUUGAUCGCCCUUCAAUGAACAAAGUCAUAGAGAUGCUUGAAGCAGAACUUGAGAGCUUACAAAUGCCUCCCACCCCUUUCCAGCUUUAUCCCCAUGCAACACAACAAGAUGAUGUUACAGAGAAAACCUAUCUUACAGAAUCUAGUAGUUUUUCUUCAUGCAAUGAUAUAGAGAUUGAAAUAGGGCUCCUCAUUGCAGCCCUUCUUCUUGCCAUUUCUCAUGAAAAUUGCAGUGCCAAAGCAAGCCAUCAAUACUUCCAUGAGUAUACAAUGGUUCACUUGAUGUCAUAUGUGUGUUGUCAUCUUGAUUCUCAUCAAUUUUGCUUGAACACUGUCACAAUUUUACACCCUAAUUCGGGAAAAUUCUAUGUGCAGGAAAUCGAUUAUAAUCACUCAAUGAUCAAAGUUGUGGAUCCUGAUGCUAAUCAAGGUAACUAUUCUUCACUACCUCUCUAUUCCCUUGGCAUUGAUAAGCUCACAAUAGACAGCAAUCCAUAUUACUUUCAUCCUGGAGAAGCUCAUCAUUUCCUAAACUGUGGAAAACCAGUAAAUGAUAUUUGCUACGUGGAUGCUUCCUCUUGCAUUGAUGCUACUAAUUCGUCCAAGUCUAAAAAGAGAAGGCAUUUAUCUGUGUAUGAUUCUAUUGAAGAAUUCUUGCAAGGUAACAAUAACCUUAUGUCAGUAAGGUAUUCUUACUCAGAUAUCAAGAAGAUGACAAAUGGCUCUAAGGAAAAACUAGGGGAAGUAGGUUUCGGCAAGGUUUAUAAAGCAAGGCUUAAGAGUGGUGGUCUUACUGCAGUCAAGUUAUUGGGCAAAUCCAAAGUCACAAACCAAGAUUAUUUCAGUGAAGUAGCAACAAUUGGGAGAUUUCACCAUGUCAAUGUGGUGAAACCAAGUGACCGUGCUUCGAUGAACAAAGUGGUGGAGAUGCUUGAAGCAGAUCUUGAAAGUUUAGAAAUGCCUCCUAGGCCCUUCUAAAUAUAUCCAUAUGCAACUGAAGAAGAUGAUGCUAAAAUGAAAACCAACUCCACAAACCUUUCUAGUUACUCGUCCUAUGAUGAUAUAGAGAUAGAAUCAGAAUCAGUCAGUUUAAUUGAAAAUGGAAAUUAAGCGAAAAGGUUGCAGAGAAGCCUAAUUAAGUAGAGUUUUCUUU
Rubroshorea leprosula is the source of this 2107-nucleotide messenger RNA. NCBI's taxonomy places the organism in Eukaryota, Viridiplantae, Streptophyta, Magnoliopsida, Malvales, Dipterocarpaceae. The record is from the annotation of a GenBank genome assembly.